UCUAGAUCUACAUAAUCUAUGUCUAUCUGAGUCUAGAACUAGAUUCUAGAUUAAAUGCUUAUGUAACAAACACAAUUAUUCUUAAUAAAACUUAGAACUCUAGCUAGAUUUAUAAAAAUAAUGUAUGAUCAUUUAUUAUUAUGAGAUGCCAUCGAUCGAAGUCUUUAUCAAUUUGAUGUUUCUUAUUUUGGAAAGUGCAAGAUUAUUGGAAGGACAGUCUGUAACAUUGUCUUACAGUGCAACCCCCAACUCAUGCACUGAUGGCGAUCUUCUAGAGGGAGUUGAUGUCAUCACUCUCACUGGGGAAAUAAAUCUGGAAGGUCAAAAUUCAACUGAUUGGAACCUUGAUAUUCCAUUUCAGUUUAGAAAGAAUGGUGCUCUUCAGUUUCAAACUCUCUGCACAGUUCAUAUGAGCAGCUACUGCCAGACUGACGGCAGUGAGUGUUACUGUACGGCACGUUCAGGGAAUGUUUACCACUUCACAUUCACCAGGUUAGCAGCUCUGUGGCUGAGUAACUCCACAGCAAUGACUGAGCUGGCAAAGUUGAACACAACUGAUGUAAUAAGGGCUUACACUGAUGUCCCUGUUAUUCAUGGGAAAGAAGUUGUUCGUCUCUCCAAGGAUGGUAAAUCAUUCCACUUAUACAAAUCAUCUAUUGAGCUGGACCAGAACAAGGUCCACACGUUUGAGUUCUGUGUGGCUAAUUUAAAAAACCCUGUACUAAAGAUGCAAUUUGGUUCUGAAAUUAUACCAAGCCAGCAUUCCCAGUGCAUAUUACAUCGCAUAGAAGCUAAUGCUGUAUGGUCUAAUAAGACUUGCAUAAUCAGCUACACUGAUGAUUGUCAUAGAAGUAGAUUUUUUGCUUAUCGGAUUGUCAGGUCCAUUCAAGCACCAUUAGCAGCAAGAAUCACUUCUUCUGAUGAUCCAGUAAAGCCUCCCAAAAAUUUAAUGCUUCUGGCUAUGGGGUUAGGGUUAGGUUUUACCAUAGUGAUUUUUAUUGGCAGUGUAAUGAUAAUGAAAAAAAAAGAUCUGUUGACUGACUGCAGCAAGAUAGAUGAUGAUGAUGAUGAUGGUAAACAAUAGAAUGAAUUCACCAACUAACUGGUAGAUGUUUUUAGUGAAUAAUAGCCACACUGACAACCCAAAUUUGCUGAAAUCCAUACUGACUACCCAAAUGUGUUAUUAGAGCUAUUGCCACACUGACAACCUAAAUGUGCUGAUAGAGCUGUUGCCACACUGACAACCCAAAUGUACUAAUAGAGCUAUUGAUACACUGACAUCUGUAAAUGUGCUUCUAAUUCCUUUGUACUACAUCUUCAAGCCACUGACAACCCAAAUGUGCUGAAAUCCAUACUGACUACCCUAAUGUGUUAAUAGAGAUAUUGCCACACUGACAACCCAAAUAUGUUAAUAGAGCUAUUCCCACACUGACAACCCUAAUGUGCUGACAGAGCUGUUGCCACACUGACAACCCAAAUGUGUUUAUAGAGCUAUUGCCACACUGAAAUCUCU
Molecule: messenger RNA, 1513 nt
Organism: Physella acuta
Lineage: Eukaryota; Metazoa; Mollusca; Gastropoda; Physidae
Source: RefSeq, a predicted model, not a curated record